AAAGAGGCUACACAAAAAGGACAGCUGAAACAGGGUGAACUCCAAAGUUACAUCACUCCAAGAAAUAUUUAAUACGCGAGAUUUAAAAACAUGGCUUCCUCAUUUGUGAGGCGUUCAGUGAAUCUUGCUGGAGGUAAAAUAGUAUUUUCAGAAGGAAAGGCAGUGAAAAACCCUCAAAAAUUAUUUGCAGCAAGUUAUAUGUCUGGCACUGGAAAAAGAAGAGCCAUGCCUGUAAACACGGUUAUCAAGUUUGUUCCCCAACAAGAGUCUUGGAUUAUAGAGAGAUUUGGAAAAUACCAUAAAACAUUAAUGCCUGGGCUGAAUUUCCUCAUCCCAGUGAUUGAUGAGAUCAAAUAUCUUCAGAGUUUAAAAGAAAUAGCAAUUGAAGUUCCACAGCAGUCUGCCAUUACCAGAGACAAUGUUACCCUUCACUUGGAUGGCGUUUUAUACUUUCGAGUUGUUGAUCCUUACAAGGCCUCAUACGGUGUAGAAGAUCCACAGUUUGCCAUAACACAGCUUGCACAGACAACAAUGAGAUCAGAAUUAGGUAAAAUCAGCUUGGAUGAAGUUUUCAAGGAAAGAGACACUUUGAAUCAUAGUAUAGUUGAGGCGAUAAACAGUGCUGCUCAAGUCUGGGGUAUCAAAUGCCUGAGAUACGAAAUUCGUGACAUACAGCUGCCAACGAAAGUGAAAGAGUCAAUGCAAAUGCAGGUGGAAGCUGAGAGAAGAAAGAGAGCAAGCAUUUUGGAGUCAGAAGGGCAGCGUGAAGCAGCCAUCAACCGUGCCACUGGGGAGGCCAAUGCAAUUUUGGCAAAGGCAAGAGCAAGGGCGGAAGCUAUCAAUUUGAUCUCGAAAGCGCUUUCAGAAAAGUCUGGAAACCAAGCUGCAUCACUCUCGAUUGCCGAACAGUAUGUACAAGCAUUCUCGAGCCUGGCAAAGACGAACAACACAAUUCUGCUGCCGUCAAACACUGGUGACGUAGCAAGCAUGGUAGCCCAGGCCAUGGCUGUUUACGGAAAGAUAGCAACACUGCCAGCGUCCGAAGAUGCACCCCCGGAUGACGAUCCAUCUACCCCAUCAACGACAGGAGGUGAUCGUGGGAAGAAACAGCCCUCAAAAGAGAGCCAUUCCACCUCUUCAACAGUAUCAAAAACCGGCGCAAGUUUGGGAGCAGCAAGCCUUCUAGGCUCCAAAGAUGACUUUUUAUUUAGUGUAGCGAAUUCUCCAACAAGGAAACGCGAGUUCGGUUUAGGUGAACUCGAUUGAAGUGCGAUGGAUUGUAAUCAUGGCAUGGAUUUUGCAUAAAGAAAGAGGGAAAUGUAGAUUGUGUAAACAAAUCGUUUUGAGUAUAAGAAAAAUCAUCAAACAAUGAAAUUUAGAAAACUAGA
This is a messenger RNA of Rhopilema esculentum, 1388 nucleotides long. NCBI's taxonomy places the organism in Eukaryota, Metazoa, Cnidaria, Scyphozoa, Rhizostomeae, Rhizostomatidae. The record is from RefSeq and is a predicted model, not a curated record.